AUGAAACUGAACUUGAGAUUGAUUGUCCUUGUGACCUUUGGUCCAGCCCUAAUCCUUGCCGGUGACAUUGGCAAGUGCUCGGAACAAGCAAGUUGCAUCGAUUUUACCAUCCAGAAAACGAGCAACUGCUUUGGAGAAGACUGUGGUAUUCAGGUCUGUAUGAUCGUGGACACUGAAAAGGAAGGCUGUCCGAAGGAAGAAAACAUCAGUCACUUGUGUUCUGCUAGUUCGGGUGGAUGCGCCGCAUACGAUACCGACGGUGUGACACCUCUCACUGGAAAGGGCACUUCGUCUGACUGUACCAGUACUACCUUUGAUGGCAAAUGCGAGCCUGAGACAUAUGGUGGUCAGAGGAGGGUCGAAAUGUGCCAAGAAGGAAAGCCAGGAGAAACCGUUUACUGGGCACUCAAGGAUGCAGAAAUAGAAGAAACAGGAUCUUCUGAAUACACUGGUUUCUUUACCUUUGAACAAGAUUUUACCACUUGCUCACCAACGAUCAAAUGUCUGGGAGAUGGGCACUCCUUGGAAUGCGCAGCUCCUAACAGUGACAUGACUUCAUCUACCCGUGUUUGGGAGUAUACCAUCCCUGCCAAUGAUGGCAAUGCUUGUGAUCUGUGUGGCGGUGGGGGGACUCCAACUUCACCAACACCAACACCAAAUCCACCUACUCCAGCAUCAUUGCAACCAAUCUCAACACCAUCUCCAGUCGCGCCUACUCCAGGUUCUGAUAUUGAGCCUACACCUGGAAGCAACGGAGAUCCUCAUUUCAAGACCUGGAAGAACGAGCACUUUGAAUAUCAUGGACAAUGUGAUUUGGUCCUCAUCAAGGAUGAAGACUUUGCAGAUGGCCUUGGUCUUGACAUUCAACUCCGCACCAAGUUGGUUCGUUACUGGAGUUACAUUCGUAACGCUGCCGUCCGGAUUGGACAUGAUAUCAUCGAACUGGAAGGAUCGGGCGAUGGCCCCCAAGAUCAAUCCGUCCGAUACUGGUACAACAUGCAAUUCCGAUCAGACGAAGCCAAGACUUUGGGUGGAUUCCCCAUGGAGAUUCGUCGGGUCUUGUCCAAGAAAACCAAGAUUGAGAUUGACUUGAACAGCAAGUAUCCUGGUAUCAAGAUUGUUCUAUCCACCUACAAGGAAUUUGUCAAGGUGGAGGUCGAAGGAGCCACUGAAGAAGCCUUUGGCAAUUCCAUUGGAUUGUUGGGUGAUUUCCAAACGGGAGAAACCCUUGCCCGUGAUGGUAAGACCUACAUGCAUGACUUUCGCGAAUACGGUGAGGAAUGGCAAGUCUCCCCAGUGGACGACAUGCUCUUCCAUUCGACGGAAGAACCUCAAUUCCCCAAGAAGUGUCUGGAGCCUGAGGAUCCCCGUGGACACCGUCGUCGUCGUUUGGACGAGUCCAAUAUCACAAUGGAGCAAGCCGAGAAGGCCUGUUCCAGACUGAAGGAUCCUUUGGACCAAAAGGAUUGCAUUUAUGACAUCUUGGCCACUCAGGAUGUUGGAAUGGUUGGAGCCUUUUAA
Messenger RNA from Cylindrotheca closterium, 1521 nucleotides. The record is from the annotation of a GenBank genome assembly. Lineage: Eukaryota; Bacillariophyta; Bacillariophyceae; Bacillariales; Bacillariaceae.